Messenger RNA from Opisthorchis viverrini, 264 nucleotides. RefSeq lists its product as hypothetical. NCBI's taxonomy places the organism in Eukaryota, Metazoa, Platyhelminthes, Trematoda, Opisthorchiida, Opisthorchiidae. The record is from RefSeq and is a predicted model, not a curated record. The transcript has 3 exons. Bases 1 to 264 code for a protein of 87 amino acids.
AUGUUUAAGCAACGAAACCAAAAUAGCUAUUCAGCAACGGUGGUUGAACCAGGCUUGAGUAAAACGGAGAAGAUGCUCAAAUUCUGCGAAAACUUGGUCUUCCGGCUAGACAAUGAAAGUCAUUCGAAGCUUGGGCAACCUGGCAGUAUCCCAGCCCUCGUGCAACCUUCAGGUGGCACGGUAGUUAGGCGCCGAAAGGGUGCAACAGCUGAACGAUGGCCGUCACUCAUUCAAUUCUCCUUGAGUCUGCGUUAUUCUUCCUGA